This is a messenger RNA of Dichomitus squalens LYAD-421 SS1, 653 nucleotides long. RefSeq lists its product as uncharacterized. The record is from RefSeq and is a predicted model, not a curated record. Lineage: Eukaryota; Fungi; Basidiomycota; Agaricomycetes; Polyporales; Polyporaceae. The coding region runs from base 451 to 642 and encodes 63 amino acids. The transcript is spliced from 5 exons.
GAAAUAUAUUGUAAAUGCGGAAUACACACAACUACGUAUACACAACGAGAACAGACCAACCUGCCCUACUGGAUAUGGAACGCCAAUGAAUAGAUACCGACUCAAAAGGAGGGCAGGCCGGCCGAUGACCCAGCCAAUGGUGUCUCUCAAAAACAUUACACAUAUCCCGGACCCAAGGGAAAGCGAUUGGAAUGCUUAGACAGUUAGGUUUGUGCCUAUGCCCAUUAACAUAGCGGCAUCGUGAUUGUCAUACUAGAGUACUGAUGUGCGUGUGUUCGAAAAGCCCUGUAAUUCCAUGCGUUUUGUUGUGGCUUCCGUGAACGACUGGGAUUAUAGAAUUAGUGUCUUAGUUUCGAUCCUUGCUGACACUACUCAUCAUCGUGUGUGAUGCAUGCCCCAAGCACGUAUUCAGUGCUUUCAACCCUCGAAAGCCACAACUCUUGAGGAGACAUGCGCAUGUCUCUGCGCUUGUGUGUGGCAAUCACGGUCACCCGGGUUCAGUGGACUCUUCUGAGAUACGACGACUCCGGGCCAGUUAUGAUGGAGCGAACACAUACCCGUGCACAAUGGCGGAGCCAAGUCCAACGGCAUCGGCAUGCAGCGUGGAGAGAGCACGAAAUGCCGGACAGUUACUGGACAUAGCAGGGGACUUA